This is a messenger RNA of Trichobilharzia szidati, 870 nucleotides long. The record is from the annotation of a GenBank genome assembly. Lineage: Eukaryota; Metazoa; Platyhelminthes; Trematoda; Strigeidida; Schistosomatidae.
CACAUUUAAAUAUUGUGUUACACUUGGCGGCUUUAGUGGCUUCGCACGUUGCAUCUCGAAUUUUCGGCAUCAAAAUUAUUCUCUGGUUUUUAUGGAUUAAAACAAAUUGAUUUUCUUUAAAUCAUGUUCGGCAGAUAUUUUAAACAAAUAUUUUGUUCAAUGUUUCAUCGGAAGUAUUCUUGGCGGAGGUGUUUAGCAUUCAGUAGUAGUAGUAGUGUCACAACAGCAGUAACCUGGUAUUCUAUGUUUUAUCCUAUAAAGUUAUAUCAUAUUUCUUCUACAGAGACGACAACAGUUAAAACGCCAAUUCAUCGAAAUAUUGACUUUCCAUUAUUAUUCGCAUUACAAUUACAAUUAGAUUGUACAAUUAGUUUUAUAAAUCAAUUACUUAAAGAAUUUCAAACACUUUUAAUCAAUAUGGAACAUCUUAGUGUAGAAUAUGGUCAACUACAAUCAGCCUAUAAUGAUAUUGCUAAUAAUAAUAAUGAAGAAAUUGAUGAACUCCUCUUAGAAGUUAGAUCUCAAUGGUCAAUGUUAACUCAAAAACUUGAUAAUGCCGAGAUUGUUAUCCGAUCAGCUAUGAAUACACUGCGUAAUUCGCUAGAGACUGCAUUUCUCUGUGAAGAAUAUCUUAAAACUGCAACAACGACAACAGCUCCUAGUUCUAUGCCUAAUGAAAGCAUUUCUACUACAGGUCAAAGUGGUUUACACUUUUAUCAUAUUGAGAAAGAGUUUAUCAGCCUUGUAGAGAAACGUAAAGAGAUUUUCCGGUUGUGGACUAGUCAAACAGCUGAGCAUAUUAAACAAUUUGGUAAAUCAUAAAGAUAAAGGCAUUUUUGUACAGAAAACGAAAAAAAUAUAUAUUUUGCU